UCGUUCGUCGAAGAGAUUGUGAGAGUCUGGAGAGCGUGUCUAUCGUUGCCGGUGUGAUUCUUGUCUUUUUUCGCACACUGUGAAUUGUGUUAGUUACGUUCGGUUCGACAAAACGUGUUUCAAAGGUUCGUUAGAUCGGUGGAAUUUAUUAUGCGCGUAAACUGGAGACAAACGCAACGAAAACAAUAGAACAAUAUCUAUUUUCUGGACGUCGGAAAAGAGAAACUUCAUCGUCGAGCGUUGGGGUCGCAUUCGCGGCCCAGAUCAUCAGCAGAGGUGGCGUGGGGCACGGCAGUGAUGGAAUUACAAAGUUGGCUGCUCUAUCAUCUUGUAGCCGUAACCGACUGUAAUCAAGUUACUUUUGCCUGAGUUUCAACCGUGCUCACAGAACAGUACUGCUUCUUUAUUUCAUUCACAAUCCCGUUAUCGCCUAGAGGAAACAGCAGUCUACCAAUGUUUGAUGUGAUGCAGUCGGCGACUACAUUGAACGGUGGAUCUUAUCCCGCCGGAGGCACCGGAAGUCGUGCCCGCGAUUUAGGUCUGCGUGCUCAGAAGAAACUCCUUGGCAGAGUCGUGUCUACGGGAGCCGGAAGAUCGCUUCUUAUAGACGAUGCCACCACUUCGCUUUUAGACAAUCUUUAUAAGCUCAUGGAGAAAGCUGCUAAGUCCAAUUCGAAUUUGGACAAAAAGCAGCCUGAAAAGGUUUUGAAAAACAUCGUUAAGUUGUCCAUUAAGGUAGGACUUCUACAACGUAACCAGCAAUUAAACGUCACCGACGAUGCAAAGCUUAUCGAAAUAAGGAAUGCUCUCAGAGCUGUAGCGAUGUCCGUAGUUUCCUUUUACGAAUUAGAGUUCAGUUUUGAUAAAGCGUAUUUGAUCAAGUCGCUGGAACGUUGUAGAACCGCGAUACAGACGCUCAUAAAACCGCAUCUCACGGACAAAUCUCAGGACCGGUGUGAUCAGGUGUUCGAUUUUUUAACGCAUUCCGACUUUCUGGAUUCCGUGUUCAGACAAGACUCUGAGCACAGACCUAUUCUAGGAAUGCUAGUUAGUGAUAUCAAUAAGGCCUUAGACGUUGGGCAUCUUUGAUUUUUUGUUUCUUUUGUUAACGUAACCUCGUUCUCGUGAUCACAGUGAAACGCAUCGAUGAAACUCACAGACUUGCUAAAUAUGUUAUUAGAAUUAAGGGAAGAUAAGGGGGAUAUUUUUGCCCCGAUAAUAAUUUAAAGAACGAAAUCAUGGUGCAGUUACUUAUGAUUGCCUGUCAAAAAAAAAAAAAAAAACAUAACGAUAAAAUAUGUUUUUUAUACGAGGAGACGAUUCAGAAAUAAAAAAAAAAAUAUCUCGUGAGAAUGAAUCGAUUUCUACGGUAGUGCUCACUGAUUUAUGCAAUAAUUGUGAAAUACUCUAUUUAUUUUCAGAAUACCUAUAUAUUGUAUAAUUGAUGUAUAUUUAUUUACGGUACUCGCGUGUUAGGAAUACCAACUGUCAAUCUAUACCAAAAAGAAAAAUGAGCUUAUUUACGCCCGACGAUGGAUUUAUAGCGAUGGCGUUAGAAACGACUCGUUAAUAUCAACAGAAUUAAUGCGUGAAAAAAAGCCGCUGAUUUAUCAUCGCGUUAAUUGAGAUAUUUGCUCUAAACAAAUCCUUGUUGAAGGUUUAAUCUUCCACGCGUUAAGAGCUACAUACUCUAACAUAUCGACGAGUGCAUUCUAGGGCAAGAUGGGUCCUCCAUUUAUACCUAAAUUGCGCUUUGGUACAUUUUCGACACACUUACAUUAUAAACACGACAUAUCUAAUACAGUCACGGCUAAACCUCAAUAAUUGGAUUUAAAUUUAAAUAUAUACAUCACGUGUACUACAAGUAUAUCGCGAUUUACGCAUGUUUUGUAUGCAUUAUACACAUUUUACACAUUAUUUGUGAUGAUUCUCGAUGAGAUAAAAAAAUGUUGUAUCGAUAUACCAUUAAUAAAUUAUUUGUAAGGAGAGAAAUAACCCCCCCCUUUCUUUUAACAUUACUCCUUACUUGUUUUCUACGCCUUCGAUCAGAAUAAUUAAUAAAUGCAAUUUCGAUCAUUGAUUUGGUAUAUUUAUGUACAUUGAUUAUUUAGCGCAGUCACACACACACAUACACACCGCACAAAAAUUACAAUGUUACCAGCAUAGCUGUAUUCACUGUCCAAGCAGCAUUUAGUGUAUAAGAUUAUUUAUUAUUUCGGAAUAUCAAAUAAAAAUACGGAAAUACAUAAAUUAUUUUCACGUAAUAAUUAAUUUUAAGAAUAUGUUGCAUAUAUUUGACCAAAAUCAACUGUUACAUAAAUUGUACCAAAUACUUUGCUAACGAUCCAAACGCAACGUAAAUUUUGAACUCUAAAAAUGCUCAAAAAACAAUCUAUGUAUUUUCCCUCUAUCUUUAACAUGGACGAUAAAUAUUUUUUGAAAUAACAUUUUGCUAUAGAUAUAAUGAGAACACAAACACAGGGACUAAUGUGUAACAAACUUAACUAUACAUACUUCCGUAGUACAAAGGAAAUACAAUAUAUAUAUAACAUGAUACAUUUCACAAGAAAAGCAAAAAAAGAAUAUUAAAAAUUAUAAGGACAAAUAUUUCGAG
Molecule: messenger RNA, 2614 nt
Organism: Colletes gigas
Lineage: Eukaryota; Metazoa; Arthropoda; Insecta; Hymenoptera; Colletidae
Gene: sigmar
Product: tumor necrosis factor alpha-induced protein 8-like protein
Exons: 5
Coding region: 454-1089 (211 amino acids)
Biological process (GO): regulation of apoptotic process
Cellular component (GO): cytoplasm
Source: RefSeq, a predicted model, not a curated record